This is a messenger RNA of Betta splendens (Siamese fighting fish), 3871 nucleotides long. RefSeq lists its product as uncharacterized. Gene Ontology annotation, molecular function: protein kinase activity; double-stranded RNA binding; ATP binding. The transcript is spliced from 30 exons. The record is from RefSeq and is a predicted model, not a curated record. Lineage: Eukaryota; Metazoa; Chordata; Actinopteri; Anabantiformes; Osphronemidae. Gene Ontology annotation, biological process: protein phosphorylation.
ACUUUCAGUUUCCAUCCAUUCGCGAGGAAAUUGAAACUUACCGAUCUGAGAUCAGCCCGAGAGACGGAGUGGAACGAGAAAGAGCCGACAGACACAAACGUGAGGAGCUCAGUGUUGUUCGCAUCUUUAUUCUCGCCUGCGUCGUUUUCGAUGGACUCUUCCAACUACAUCGCUAAACUCAACGAGUAUUCGCAGAAGACGCGGUCGCAGCUGAACUAUAAGGACCUUGGCUCGAGUGGCCCCGAUCAUAACAAAACAUUCACCCAGAGGGUUGUGCUGAACGACGUGGAGUAUCCGGAGGGCGUGGGGAAGAAUAAGAAGGAGGCGAAACAAGAGGCCGCGAAGAAAGCCCUGAAACAGCUGUUGGAGAACCAUCAGGACACCGAAGACUCAAGUGGAGCUGGAGCGUUUACCUCAUGCAGUUUGCUCAGUGAACGUGUUCAGAAGAACGGAGCGGCUGUAAAACCGGUGGAGUCAACAAUAGGGUCGAAUAACUCCAUUAUUGACAAGACGAGACGCCUGAACAUGAAUUCUCAAGGCAACGGUUUUACUGAGACCAACUUCACAGGACUUGUCAACCAGUACUGUCAGGAGAGGAACUUCUCCUGUGUGUUCUCUGAUGAAGGGAUGUCUGGACCGUCCCACAACCCUCAAUUUUACAUCAGAUUAGUUAUUGACAACAAAAAAUAUCCUGUGGGUGAUGGCAAGAAUAAGAAGGAAGCCAGACAACGUGCAGCUCAGCUGGCCUGGUCUGCUCUACAGGAGCAGUCUGACCGGGACAGUGAGCUGUCAUUCAUGUCAACGUCUUGUGAAAACAGCGCAUCUAUGACUAAAUGGAACAAGCGUGAGUCAUCCUCACAUGACAAGCCAAUGAGCAUCAGUGACUCAGUAGUAUUCAGACAUUCAUCAGACCAUCCAGAGGAACAGAUGAGCCUCGGCUCGACAAAAGGCCCGUCCACUCUACCUUCAGCAGGUUCUCUGAAGACUUCCAAAAAACGGGCAAACGCUACAAGUGAAAUUGUGGCAUUUAAAGCUAAGAAGCAGGAUGAAGAGAUGGAACUUGGCGUCAGGAAAACAUCAACUCCUUCCAGAUUCACAGCAGAGUUUGAUUCUAUUGAGCACCUCGGCAAAGGAGGCUUCGGUUCCGUUUACAAAGCCAGAGAGAAACUGCUGGACACAUGUUAUGCUGUGAAGGUUGUCAAGUAUCAAGAGAAAGCUCUGCGAGAGGUGAAGGCGCUGUCAGACCUCAGUCACCGCAACAUUGUUAGAUACUACAGCUGUUGGUUGGAGGACUCACCGUACAAACAGGAGCCCGGCAGCCUGAGCUCCGAGUGAGUCCCUUCAGAACCUUAUUAAACUGUACGUCACAUAUCUACUCAAAACCUGAGCGUCUGUUUUAUUCUUUGCUUUUUUAGGUCUACCAGUGCUUCAUCAUCACAGUAUUUAUAUAUUAAGAUGGAAUUAUGUGACACCAAAACGCUUCGGAACUGGAUAAGGAACAGGAACCAGAGGACUGAGGACAUCAAGAGACGAGAGGAGAGCCUGAAGAUCGCGCAGCAAAUUGUGCUCGGAGUCGAGUACAUUCACUCCAAAUAUUUCAUUCACAGAGACCUGAAGCCUGAUAACAUCAUGUUUGGACAUGACAAAGCAGUGAAGAUCGGGGACUUUGGUCUGGUCACUGCUGAGGAUCGUGCUGAUGACGGACACCGGCUGAAGAGAAGCAAAGCUGGAACCAAGUCUUACAUGGCUCCAGAACAGAAGAAUCAUCCAGAGUACGAUCACAAGGUGGACAUAUUUGCUUUAGGCUUGAUUUUCUUUGAACUCCUUUGGAAAAUGUCUACCAGCCAUGAAAAAGUGGAGACUUGGGGGAACGUGAGAUGUCAGAAGUUCCCUGAACCAUUUAGAGAUUCUUUUUUCCAGGAGGCACAAAUAGUGAAGCAGAUGCUGAGUGAGAGGCCAGAAGACCGACCUGAAGCAAGUACUGUGAAGGCAGAGGUGGAAAGGUGGACUCAGCAACAGCUGCUACUGAGAAAUGUCACUAACAUGAUGAAACUUAUGGCGUAUGCACGGACGACUGGAUCAGCGCUGAAGUUUGAGGAAGUAGCGGAUGGUGCCGGGAGAGUCGUCUACCGGGCAGUGAUCAAUGGUCAACGCUUCGCCGUUGGUGUUGGAAAGGAUAAGAAGGAAGCCAGGAAGAAUGCAGCCAAGAUUGCCCUGGAUAGUUUGAAAGAAAAGGAAAAUCAGAGACCAGUGGAAACUGUGCGUGAACUCAACCAUAGAAGUCUGCUCAAUGAAUAUGCUCAGAAGAACAGGAUGGUUAUAAAAGCUGUUGAGACAUCAAGGAAUGCUUCACCAUGUUGUAGUUAUGUGGUUGGUGGUACGAAGUACCCAUCAGCCUCUGGAAAAACAAAGAAGGAAGCCAAGGAAGAAGCAGCUAAGCUUGCGUAUCAUGAGAUAAAUGACAGUAGAACUGCAGAGGUGCUUCGUUCAACUUCAUGUGAAGCUGGUGAACAGCUACCUUUACCACGCAGAAGACUGGAGUUCAGUGAUGGCGAAUCAAAUAAGAUGACAGCAAAAAGAGAUUGUGUUGCAUCAAACCAUCCCAAGACUCAGGACACGGUGAAUUCUGAUGAAACAAGUAUAGGUGACAGUCAUUGUGUGACAUCAUUCAGGAACAAAUCAGAAUUCGACUCCAUAGAGCCUCUGGGUAAAGGAGGGUUUGGCAAUGUUUUCAAAGCAAGAGAAAAACUACUGGACAAGUUCUUUGCUAUAAAGAUUGUCCCCUGUAAAGACAAAAAAGCUCUGCGGGAGGUGCAGGCCUUGUGUGAGCUGGACCACUCUAACGUCAUUCGGUAUUUCUCGUCGUGGAUGGACGACACUGGAUGUCCAUGGGACAGUGCGGGCGACAGUUGUAGCACUUCAGAGUCGGACAGUUCUCAGGCUACAACGUUUCUAUAUAUUCAAAUGGACCUGUGUGACACCAAAACACUUAAAGCCUGGAUAGAUGAAUAUAACACCCUGGGUGUGAAGAAGUCGCUGCCAAACUCCAAGAGGAGAAUAAAAGGCCUUGACAUCAUUCUUCAAAUAGUCAGUGGACUUGAGUACAUUCAUUCUAAGAUGUUGAUCCACAGAGACCUGACGCCCUCCAACAUUCUGUUCAAAGGGGAGGGGAACCUAAAGAUUGCAGACUUUGGUCUGGUCACUACUGAGAAGGACCACAAUCAUGCGAAUACGGAUAGAACAGUGGGAAAAGGAACCCCAGUAUAUAUGGCCCCUGAGCAGAAAUGUGAGACCUACGACCGAAAAGUUGACAUUUUUGCUUUGGGGCUGAUAUACUUUGAACUUCUCUGGAAAAUCUCCACUUGUCAUGAAAAAACCAGGGUUUUUAUCGACAUGAAAAGACAGAUAUUUUCCAAGGAGUUCUCAAAAUAUUAUUUUUCAGAGUACGUGAUCAUAAAACCAAUGUUGAGUCUAAAGCCAGAAGAUCGGCCUGAAGCAAGUGCCCUCAAAACCAAACUGGAAUAUUUUAAACGCACACUUGACGCUGAAGAAACUGUGCGCCACGGCAACAGGAGUGUCUGACAAUUUAGUAGAAUAAAGGUUAAUGUAUUUUAUCAUGAUUGAAAAGUGGUUGGUUGUUGUGAUUGUUGUAUUACUAAAGCAUAGCAUAUCUUCUGUAGUUGUGUUUAAGAUAAAUAUUGUCGUUAUUCCUCAAUUUUCACUGCCUUUUAUUGCAUUUUUUACUGCUUUUACUGCCUUUUUACUCAUGUUGGGGACCUAUGCAGGUAUGUGGGGGUUGCAUAUUACUUGUUUCUUUCCGUAAACAUAUUCUGCACAUGGAACCUUUCAUAAUAAAAGUACUUUGAUACCA